Molecule: messenger RNA, 219 nt
Organism: Guillardia theta CCMP2712
Lineage: Eukaryota; Cryptophyceae; Pyrenomonadales; Geminigeraceae
Exons: 3
Coding region: 1-219 (72 amino acids)
Biological process (GO): protein histidyl modification to diphthamide
Molecular function (GO): metal ion binding
Source: RefSeq, a predicted model, not a curated record
AUGGGGAGUUCGAUCUACGAUGAGGUGGAGAUCGAAGAUAUGGAGUUCAAUGAGGAGCUGAAAACGUUUUUCUUUCCUUGUCCCUGUGGAGAUCGCUUUCAGAUCACUGUGGACGAGCUGAUUGAUGGUGAGGACAUCGCAAGAUGCCCCAGCUGCUCGCUGCUGCUCCGAGUUAUCUAUGACGAAGAAGCCAUUGAAAAGUUGACCGAGAGCGGAUGA